This is a messenger RNA of Acyrthosiphon pisum (pea aphid), 1641 nucleotides long. Its product is annotated as ankyrin repeat, PH and SEC7 domain containing protein secG. The record is from RefSeq and is a predicted model, not a curated record. Bases 1 to 1575 code for a protein of 524 amino acids. NCBI's taxonomy places the organism in Eukaryota, Metazoa, Arthropoda, Insecta, Hemiptera, Aphididae. Gene Ontology annotation, molecular function: protein binding. The transcript has 3 exons.
AUGGCGUACUACGCGUGCAACAACAUCGAACGUGGCAAGUUUGACUUGCUGAACACACCGGAUAUCGAUAUGCAAAAUUGUUGCGAAUCCCUGUUCGAAUUAUUCAAAGUCGACAAAAACCAAGACGAGCGCAACGAUAGGCAGACAAUGUUCAGUCGGUCUCGGUUCGACAUUAAUGACGAUAUGUUUAAACACAUAUGCGAGAAAGCAGCGUUCAACGAGCACAUCGAUUGCUUGAUACUAGCACACGAGAUUGGCGUCCCUUGGGACACCGUGCCUGGAUGGACCGGUUUCAGAGGUAAGCAGCGCAGCGUCAACGGUCACCUGGAGUGCCUCACUUACGCACGGGAAAACCAGUGCCUCUGGGACAAACGUACGUCCAUAAACGCCGCAAAAUACGGUCACCUCGAGUGCCUGAAAUACGCAUGGGAAAAUGGGUGCCCUUGGGACGAGAAUACGUGCGAUGAAGCAGCGGGUAAUGGUCACCUGGAGUGCCUGACUUACGCACGGGAAAACGGGUGCCCCUGGGACGAGGCUACGUGUAACAACGCCGCGUUGAACGGUCACCUGGACUGCCUGAAAUACGCUCGGGAAAACGGGUGCCCCUGGAACCUGAACACAUGCAGAAGUGCCGCGUUGAAAGGUCACCUGGAGUGCCUGACUUACGCACGGGAUAACGGGUGCCCCUGGGACGAGACUACGUGUAGCAACGCCGCGUUGAACGGUCACCUGGUGUGCCUGGCUUACGCACGAGAAAACCAAUGCCCGUGGGACGAGCAAACGUGCAGAAGCGCAGCGUUUAACGGUCACCUGGAGUGUCUGAAAUACGCACGGGAAAACGGGUGCCCGUGGAACGAGGAUACGUGCAACGACGCCGCAGAAAAAGGUCACCUGGAGUGCCUGAAGUACGCACGGGAAAACGGGUGCCCGUGGAAUGAGGACACGUGCAGAAGUGCAGCAUAUAACGGUCACCUGGAGUGCCUGAAGUACGCACGGGAAAACGGGUGCCCGUGGAAUGAUGACACGUGCAGAAGUGCAGCAUAUAACGGUCACCUGGAGUGCCUGAAGUACGCACGGGAAAACGGUUGCCCGUGGAACUGUGACACGUGCAACUACGCAGCGUACAAUGACAAGUUGGACUGUCUGGUGUACGCUUUCGUGGGUGGGUGUGAGUGGGACAUUGUAAAUUUCUUGAAUAAGUCAGGAUACAGCCACUCGAAAUGCGCUGAAUACGCCCGCGAAAUAUUUUCCCGGGACGCCACAAAAUACUGUCACACUCACUGUCUUCUGUACGCACGAGAAAACCAAUGCCCCUGGGAUGAGUGGACGUGCAAAAACGCCGCGUUGAACGGUCACCUGGACUGUCUGAAAUACGCUCGGGAAAACGGGUGUCCCUGGGACGAGCGUACGUGCAGCAACGCCGCGUUGAACGGUCACCUGGACUGCCUGAAAUACGCUCGGGAAAACGGGUGUCCCUGGGACGAGCGUACGUGCAGCAGCGCCGCUUUGAACGGACACAUGGAGUGCCUGACAUACGCACGGGAAAACGGGUGUCUCUGGAAUCCUUUUAUAUAAAGCAAAUGUUUGAUAAUUAAUAUACCUAUUUUUUAAGUUGUACAAUAAAUUUUUUUUUUAAAUGUA